GAUUCAGUCGAAAAAAAAGCAACCGCGAUUUCGGUUCAAUGAUUCGCCGAACUUCGGCAAUUUUACUUCCGAUUGCUUGAAAAAAAUAAGCCUGAGUCUGAGUCAGCCAUUUUUCAGUAUCAUAGCUAAGUGUGAGACGGUCCGAUAAAAUUUAAAAUGGAUGAGAUUAUGCUGCAAAUUGAAACGGAAGCCGAGCCAGUAAGGAGCAAAAUUAAACAAAUUUUGUUCGACCAAGAAAUCGAUGAGUACGACCUCUUCAUGUCUCUCGAUGAAUUUGAUUUUAAACGCCUCGGACUGAGUACAAAGCUUAUCAAAAUAAUUCAAAAAAUUCAAAAAUCUUUCCAAACGGACCAAAUAAUUGAAGAGGAAUACCUGGAGAAUGACGAAGAUGAUGGUGCCGAAGAUUUUCCGUCAGAGUAUCGCGAAACCAAAGAGGACAAUACUGCAGCCGAUAAUCAUCCGGAAGGGAACGACGAUUCAGAGCCGUGUGAUGAAUCAACGGUGGAACACACAGAUUCUGGAAACGUCUGCCAAAACCCUUAUGCCGGCAUCACUUUGGAACGGGAAGUUGAUAUAAACAUAAUCUUGACAAAGACCGAGCAAGGGAAUGAACUGAUUGAAUCGCUUCGUGAAUCAAAGAAACCCAAUGAAAAAACCAUCAAGCAGAUUACGCAUCUGCUGUGCAAUUUCCUGAUGUCGAACUACGGAGUGCGUGCACCAUCCUUUUAUAAAGACAUGCUGGCUAAGUCUUUGGUGCAGUCAUAUCCCUUACUGGCAUCUACAGUUUCAGUUGUACCACAUGCAUUAUGGUUCUAUUUGAACGGCAGAGGCGAUGGGAAACAUGCUGGUAAAAUACAUUAUCGUAUGGAGUACCUCGCCAAGCAAUCGGAAAAUCGAGUUUUCCAUAGGAAGGCGUUGUCAAGCCAAAAAGUGCAACCUGUAAAGCAAGAAGAAAUCGAUGUAUCUGACGCUGAUCUUUUCGCGAUGAUAGAAGAGCUGAAGUUUAUUGUGCCAUUAGCAGAUAACAGAAAACGUAUUAAUCUGUUAUGGCAGGCUACUUACGCAUACCGUUGUCAAUAUCGCUCGAAAAAUGACUUCAUGUCAUUUUUGGAAGAGUUUCCGGUCUCAUCCGCCUAUAAUGGGGAACUGAUUGAGUACGACUUCAGACGAGUGACAAAGAAGAACAUGGUAUUCUCAGAUGAAUGGGCAAAAUGGCAGAAGAAAGUGCUUCGAGCCUAUAAAUAUCUGUUCAACGAAGUUUCUGACGAUUUCUUGAGGGCGCUUGCGAUAAUUCGAGCCAAAAAUCCAACAAGAGGGUCAAAACGUUUGCACAAUGGGGAUGCAACGAAGGAAAAUCCUCUCAUUGGAAUAGUCAAUUGGAUAAAUGUGGACGACCCUUUACCGACAAAUUCCAAGACUCCUGUAUUAACCGUCAGGGGACCCACCAUGACUCCAGGUGAGCAGUGGUACGUUUCGUGGAACAAUAUGAACAUUCCUGUUGGCAGGAACAUUAUCGAGGCAUUUGGCGUUUUAUGCCAGUGCUAUGAUGCGUUCGGAACGGCUUGUGCUCCAACUGAUAAGCAAUUUUUGCUUUUCUUCAGUGCGAUUAUUUUUGACGUACUUCCUAUUUCAACAACAGGGGAAAAGUUCGUAAGAUCAUUAGAUGACUGAAUGUUUUUCUUAUAUUUUUUAA
Molecule: messenger RNA, 1693 nt
Organism: Armigeres subalbatus
Lineage: Eukaryota; Metazoa; Arthropoda; Insecta; Diptera; Culicidae
Exons: 9
Coding region: 157-1671 (504 amino acids)
Source: RefSeq, a predicted model, not a curated record